Messenger RNA from Paramecium octaurelia, 1114 nucleotides. The record is from the annotation of a GenBank genome assembly. Lineage: Eukaryota; Ciliophora; Oligohymenophorea; Peniculida; Parameciidae.
AUUAAUAAUGUUUGGAAAUGUGAAUGGCGCAAAUAAUGCGCAAACAUAAUAAUAAGGCAAUCCAGCUGCUUCAAUUUUUAACAAUCCUGCACCUUCAAACAACUUAUUUGGUCAGCCUCAAAAUCCUUUAGGGUAAUAACAACAAUAAGGAAUUCUGGGAUAACCAUAAUAGUCGAGUAUAUUUGGUAAUAGCACUUAGACCACUGCUACAUUUGGAUAGCCUUAAUAAUAAUAACCUAAUGUAUUAUUAGGACAGCAACAAUAAACUCCUUUGGCAGGAUAGCAACAGCCAACUUCAUUAUUAGGACAACCAUAAUAAUAAGCAACAUAAUUAGGACAGACCUAGCAAACCAAUAUGUUUGGUUAACCUUAAUCAUAAUAACCAUUAGCCUAAGGACAAUAGACAACAAUAACAUAACCUACUGCUUAGCAAUAGCCGGCUUAGCCUAAAAACUAUACAUUAAAUUAAAUCAAUCAACAAACUAAAUUACACAUAGAAAAUUUGACCAAAGCAAUAGCAAACAAAGAAAAGAUUGAUAAAAAUUAAAAAAAUUUACAGCUUAUAGAAAAAAACUCAUUAAAAAAUAUUUAACAAUAAUAACAACAAUAACUCACUAUUGGAGGCAAUCCAAAUCCAUAAUAACAAGCAUAGAGAACUCUAGUGAAGGGAGAUAGAAGAAAUCACACUUAAAAAGUUGAAAACUAUUAUAAUGAAUGGAAUAAAGUUUUUCUGAAUAUCAGCAAAAAGUAAGACGAAACACUUGCUUAGUUAGCUGCUCUAGUUGAUCAACUCACUUAAUAGGAUACUUCUUUUGGUAUUAUUGCUAUUAAUAUAUUUAUAGAUAUAGAUGAAGAAUCACUCAUUGAUUCCAUUAAAUAAUUUGGCAAGGACUUGGAUGUUUUGGAACGUAAAAUCAAUUACGUAGUUAAGAUAUAGGAAAAAAUACUAGGACUUGAAAAAGAGGAAUCUGAAUGGGAUUAAAUUGUCAAUAAUUUAAGUGAAUGUUUGUUAUACUUGGAUUAAUAAACUGUAUAUAUUUAUCAUAAUUCUUAGAAAGAUGUCGAGGACUUAUUGUAACAAGCAGAAAAGCAUCCCAAGGUGCAAAAUAAAUGA